Molecule: messenger RNA, 2541 nt
Organism: Amborella trichopoda
Lineage: Eukaryota; Viridiplantae; Streptophyta; Magnoliopsida; Amborellales; Amborellaceae
Product: cationic amino acid transporter 1
Biological process (GO): transmembrane transport; amino acid transport
Cellular component (GO): plasma membrane
Molecular function (GO): L-glutamate transmembrane transporter activity; L-lysine transmembrane transporter activity
Source: RefSeq, a predicted model, not a curated record
CAAGAGGCAAAGCCCAAGACCCCAUGAAACCCUGGUAAUUUGUAGGGAUACUCGUUGCUUGAAAACCUAAUUUCCUUUUUCUUAUUUUGGGCAACGUUCAUUACGCUUCACCUCUAUUAAUUUCACCUAUUUAGAGAACUCUAGAAUUGGUGAGAAGCCUGACGCCUCUGGCUUCGAAUCUGCACUACUUAUAGUAUGGAAAACGUGUAGGAGGUGCAUAGGGUUUAAAUCCAAUGAGGAAUAUUAGUCCAUGGUGCUCCUAGAAUUGGAGUGUAAGGACGGGUCUGGAUCAUCCGACUUGGCUUUUCAAAGAUUGUGCAGGCGAAGUAGUCCCAAGCCUUAAACCUUGGACCUGUCACUUGACUUGCAUGAUCAUUUUGAUAUUCUAGACCUUAGGCUACUACCUGGACUGCAAAUUUCACAGUUGAGGUUGCAGAGAUAACUUGGCUUCCACAAUAUUUACAUAAGCCAAACAGUUCGAGGAUUGAUCACAAGGAGAAUUUAUUUAUGGAAAAAGUUUAUAUAAUAUUGCAACUUCAUACUAUUGAAGUAAGGUGCACCUCAUAAUUAAUCUAGAAGAGAGAUCUCCGAUUUUGUUUUAGAGAGAGAGAGCCAUGGAGCAACACUCAGGCCUAAAGAGGAGGGCUUGCACUUGCAGCAAAGAUGAUUUCUUUCCCGAAGAAUCCUUCAAGAGUUGGGGAAAUUAUAUGAGGGCCCUCGGCAAGACGCCCUCUAGGCUCAAGGACCGCCUCUUGGCCCGGUCCCUCGAUGCGACCGAGAUUACCGAAGUUCGAGCUCAGAGCCAAAAUGACAUGAAGAAGAGCCUCAACUGGUGGGACCUCAUAUGGUUUGGAUUAGGAGCCGUGAUCGGCGCAGGAAUCUUUGUUCUCACCGGACUCGAGGCCCGGCAAGAUGCCGGUCCAGCAGUCGUUAUCUCAUAUGUGGUGUCUGGUCUCUCCGCCUUGCUCUCGGUCUUUUGCUACACCGAAUUUGCAGUCGAAAUCCCAGUUGCCGGCGGAUCAUUCGCUUACUUGCGGGUCGAGCUUGGCGAUUUUGUGGCUUUCAUCACUGCAGGCAACAUCCUGUUCGAGUACAUUGUGAGCAACGCGGCCGUGGCUCGUGCCUGGACCUCGUACCUCGCCUCUCUCUGCAACCGGUCCCCCGACUCUUUCCGUAUCACAACAUCCCUCGCUCCAGACUACAAUGUGCUCGACCCUAUUGCUGUUGCAGUCAUCCUUGCAGUGAGCCUCGCCGCCCUCUUUAGCACCAAGCACAGCUCGCGCUUCAACUACAUUGCAUCCAUUGUCCAUGUUAUCAUAAUCCUCUUCGUGAUCAUUGCCGGCCUGAUCCAUGCUCACCCUGAAAACCUUUCUGAGUUUGCCCCUUAUGGUGCCCGAGGCAUCUUCAAGGCCUCUGCGGUUCUCUAUUUUGCAUAUGUUGGCUUCGAUGCACUCGCGACUAUGGCAGAGGAGACUAAAAACCCUGCGAGAGACAUCCCUAUUGGCCUGGUCGGGUCCAUGGUGACCACAACUGCAAUCUAUUGUGUAUUGGCCUUGACUCUAUGCUUGAUGCAGCCUUACAACAAAAUCGAUCCUGACGCGCCCUUCUCAAUCGCCUUCCAGGCUGUAGGCAUGGGUUGGGCGAAGUACAUUGUUGCAUUUGGUGCACUCAAGGGCAUGACCACAGUGCUCCUAGUUGCUGCUGUGGGCCAGGCUCGGUACCUGACCCACAUUGCUCGAACCCACAUGGCCCCGGCUUGGCUUGCAUUGGUGCACCCCAAGUAUAGGACUCCAGUGAAUUCUACGGUGGUCAUGGGCAUUACGUCCUCUGUCAUUGCCUUAUUCACCGACCUCAGUGUGCUUGCGAACCUCCUCUCCUUGUCAACACUCUUCAUAUUCCUCAUGGUGGCUCUGGCACUUCUGGUCCGCAGAUACUAUGUUUCGGGAGCAACAACAAAUUCCGAUCGGUGGAAGCUCAUCGGAUUCCUCAUAGUGAUUUUGGGGUCUUCGGUGGCCCUAUCGAUUGUGUGGUCGACUGGAACCAAUGGAUGGGUCGGGUAUACAGUGGCAGCCACAAGCUGGCUGCUUGGAACCUUAGGACUCUGGGUUUGGGUGCCCAUGGCUCGAAAGCCGCAGUUUUGGGGGACACCACUUGUGCCAUGGCUCCCCUCUGCAUCUAUCGCUAUUAACAUCUUCUUGCUCGGAUCUCUCGAUGGGGCAUCGUUCGUUAGGUUCAUGAUCUGGACCGGGUGCUUGCUCUUAUAUUACGUGUUCUUCGGGUUACACGCGUCUUACGACACAGCAAAGGCGGCAGAGAAGAAUUUUGUGAGCCAGAACCUGGCGGAGGGUGACCGAGUCGCCGCCCAGAUUCCGUCUGUAGUCAUCGAGUCAUAGGCGUGUCCGUGUCGAGGACGACGUGUUGCCAACCGAUUCGAACUUUUCAAAUUUUGUGUUUGCAAAAUUUCCCUUUCCUUUUUGUUUUUUUUUAUUUUGACAUUUAUUGUCUUAGUUUUUCAUAUUGGAAAAAUAUCACUAUAUUUUU